Ostertagia ostertagi is the source of this 225-nucleotide messenger RNA. NCBI's taxonomy places the organism in Eukaryota, Metazoa, Nematoda, Chromadorea, Rhabditida, Trichostrongylidae. The record is from the annotation of a GenBank genome assembly.
AUGAUGUACGGUUUGCUGGAAGUCUUCAAGAUGUUUGAAUGGAACCGUGUGGCCAUCUAUUAUACACCAAAUGAAGUGAACUUCUGCGACACAAUUAUCGACGAUGCUCUUACGGCUUUCAGCGAUGAUUCCACCUACGUGGUAGAUGUGGUGCAGAAGGUUGCGUGGAACGGUCAGGAUGAUGACUACAUCACCGAUCAACUGCUUCGUACUAAGAAAAAUGCA